GUCAACUCCUGCUGGCGCGGAGGGGCGCUGCCCGAACAUCUCUUUACUCCCACUUUUGCCCUGCCAUCACUUCGAUUCCAGCAGAUCAAAUGGGCUUGGUCCAGUGGUACCACUGCCUGUGCCUUCUUUAGCUGGGGACGGAUGCCCCAGAACCUUCCAGAGAACAACCACGCCUUCCCCCGCCACCGCUCUGGUGGCCACGGAGGCCCUAAGAGUCCCAAAGCCACUGCAGCAGCCAUGUACACCUUCCUGCCUGACAACUUCUCCCCUGCCAAACCGAAGCCAACCAAAGAGCUGAGGCCUAUGCUGGGCUCUGCGGUCCUGGGGCUGCUGCUGGUGCUGGCUGCGGUGGUGGCCUGGUGCUACUACAGUGCCUCCUUACGCAAAGCGGAACGGCUGCGGGCCGAGCUGCUGGACCUCAACCGUGGCGGCUUCUCCAUCCGCAACCAGAAGGGCGAGCAGGUCUUCCGGCUGGCCUUCCGAUCGGGGGCUCUGGACCUCGACUCCUGCAGCCGCGAUGGCGCCGUCCUCGGGUGCACCCACACGGCCGAUGGUCGCCCACUGCACUUUUUCAUCCAGACGGUGCGGCCUAAGGACACGGUCAUGUGCUACCGCGUGCGCUGGGAAGAAGCGGCUCCGGGACGUGCCGUGGAGCACGCCAUGUUUCUUGGCGACACGACGGCCCACUGGUACGGCGGCGCGGAGAUGAGGACCCAGUACUGGCCCAUCCGCCUGGAGGGUCAGCAGGAGCCUCAGCCAUUCGUCACGAGCGACGUCUAUUCUUCGGAUGCCGCUUUCGGGGGCAUCCUGGAGCGCUACUGGCUAUCGUCGCGCGCGGCGGCCAUCAAAGUCAACGACUCCGUGCCCUUCCACUUGGGCUGGAACGACACAGAGCGAUCCUUGCGGCUGCAGGCCAGAUACCACGACACGCCCUACAAGCCGGCGGCCGGCCGCCCCGCAGCCGCCGAGCUCAGCUACCGCGUGUGCGUGGGCUCCGAUGUCACCUCCAUCCACAAGUACAUGGUGCGACGUUAUUUUAACAAGCCGUCCAGGGUGCCCGCGCCCGAGGCCUUCCGCGAUCCAAUCUGGUCCACGUGGGCGCUGUACGGGCGCGACGUGGAUCAGGACAAGGUGCUGAGCUUCGCCCAGCAGAUCCGCCAGCACCGCUUCAACAGCAGCCACCUGGAGAUCGACGACAUGUACACGCCCGCCUACGGCGACUUCGACUUCGACCAGGCCAAGUUCCCCAACGCCAGUGACAUGUUCGGCCGCCUGCGCGACGCCGGCUUCCGCGUCACGCUCUGGGUGCACCCCUUUGUCAACUACAACUCGUCGCGCUUCGGCGAGGGCGUGGAGCGCGAGCUGUUCGUGCGCGAGCCCACGGGCCGGCUGCCCGCGCUCGUGCGCUGGUGGAACGGCAUCGGCGCCGUGCUCGAUUUCACGCGCCCGGAAGCCCGAGAUUGGUUCCAGGGCCACCUGCGGAGGCUGCGCUCCCGCUACACCGUGGCGUCCUUUAAGUUCGACGCCGGUGAGGUCAGCUACCUGCCCCGGGAUUUUAGCACCUACAAGCCGCUGUCGGAUCCCAGCGUGUGGAGCCGGCGAUACACGGAGAUGGCGCUGCCCUUCUUCUCGCUGGCCGAGGUGCGCGUGGGUUACCAGUCGCAGAACAUCUCCUGCUUCUUCCGCCUGGUGGACCGCGAUUCCCUGUGGGGCUACGACCUGGGGCUGCGCUCGCUCAUCCCCGCCGUGCUCACCGUCAGCAUGCUGGGCUACCCGUUCAUCCUGCCCGAUAUGGUGGGUGGCAACGCGGUGCCCGACCGCACCGUGGGCAACCGCGAGGGGCCGGAUCGGGAGCUCUACGUGCGCUGGUUGGAGGUGGCCGCCUUCAUGCCGGCCAUGCAGUUCUCCAUCCCGCCCUGGCAGUACGACGCUGAGGUCGUGGCCAUCGCCCACAAGUUCGCCGCCCUGCGGGCCUCGCUGGUGGCCCCGCUCUUGCUCGAGCUGGCCGGUGAGGUCACCGAUACCGGCGACCCCAUCGUGCGCCCCCUUUGGUGGAUCGCGCCGGGCGACGAGACGGCUCACCGCAUCGACUCGCAGUUCCUGAUCGGGGACACGCUGCUGGUGGCGCCCGUGCUGGAGCCGGGCAAGCAGGAGCGCGACGUCUACCUGCCCGCCGGCAAGUGGCGCAGCUACAAGGGGGAACUCUUCGACAAGACGCCGGUGCUGCUCACCGAUUACCCGGUAGACCUGGACGAAGUCGCCUAUUUCACGUGGGCCUCCUGACCCUGUAGGAACCCCACAGCCCUAGCCAUAUCCUUCAUGCACACUUUUUAUUUUUGUUUUAAACCCUCCAUCACGCCUGAACCAGGAAGUCCCACCUCUGUGACCCACUAAGUGGUACAUAGUAUGUAGCCAACAGCUAUAGGUGGGCUUGAGAGGGGACUCGGAAGCGACCUCCUGCUUCAAUGCACGAUCCUGGGCCCUUUCCCUCCACUCUCUAUCCGGUCUGGGAUGGAUGGAAGCCAGACAGCCUUUCUCAGAGGAGACCAGUCUGGUUGGUUGGUUGGUUGAAUUCUGUAACACACAAUCUGGUUUUUAAAAGCACAUAGAGAAACUCCCCUCCCCACCUCCCCUGGUCUUUGUGGCCAUGUCUUCCCUUCUGAGGUGGGAAUAUGAUCCUUUCAAAAAGGAUUAAAAUAGUCCCUGCCACAUUUGGAAAGUAUGCAUCUUGGUGUUAGAAGCCAGGCCGAGUUCUCAGCACAGGCCUGAACUGUGGUUGACCUGGUGCACACAAGCUAGGGAGAAGGGGUAAAGGUUGCAAGGAGGCAGGAGCUCCUUUCCCAGAGAACUGGACGAGGCUCUGUGCGCAGUGAUCACGGUUGCCCUCUGUUUGGGAAGUAACUCCUAACACUGCAUUAACCUAUGGGGGGUUGCACCUGGGCCCAGCCCUGGGCCAGAUGUGCCUGUAAGGCAGCUUUGUAGGGCCAUGCAAGCCAGACUUAGUGCCUUAACUCAAGAACUUGUCUCCUUGGGUGGGUGGGGGGAGCGCAUAGGCCCCUGAGUCUGUGGACUGAACACAACAUCCUUGAGGCUAGGUAAACCUGGAGCCAGGGGGCAUGGGGCAAGGGGCUUGGUUGAGCUGGCCCCUUCCCAGGUGAUUUCCCUGGGACUCUGGUAGGAAAUAAACAGCUCUUUCAAGGUUUCUUAUCUGCUUCACUUGGCGCAUAGUCUGAGUGUGGCCUAAAAGUGAGCAGUGUUCUUAUUCUGCCAGUGGGAUGUGUGCUUUGGCAAAUGAGCUGCAGGUAUACAGAAACACCUGCCAAUACAUACAAUGGCCAAUCUUUCAUCUCAGCCAUUUUCCUUUCCUUUCCUCGCUCUCAGAGCGAGGGAGUCUUUGUUCAUUUCUCUAUCCUCUUUAUUUUUCAAUGUGGAAAAUUCCUGAUGGAAGCACUGGCGGAGGGAGGGGGGCUCAGAUUCACAUCUCCACUGCCAAUUCUUUUCUCUCCCCAGCAUUAGGAAUUGAACCCAGAGCUACAAGCAUACUAGGCAACCACUCUGCCACUGAACUAUAUCCCUGGCCCUCUAUUGGCAAUUCUGUUGUUGUUCAUCCAGCUGUGUGACUUUGAAUAAGCUGCUUCAAUAAGAGCUAUAAGCAUACUCUGCCACUGAAUUACAUCCCCAGCCCUCUAUUGGCAAUUCUAUCAUUAUUCAACCAGCUGUGUGACCUUGAAUAAGCUGCUUAAUCUCAAUGAGCCUGUUUCUUCAUAAGUGAAAAUGAUCAUUAUGCCUACCUCCAAGGUCAUUGUGAGAAUUCUAAGCACACAUGUAUGCAAAGUGCCUGGCACAAAGUAGGUGCUCAAUAAAAGGUAGCUAUUACAAUACUA
This is a messenger RNA of Dipodomys spectabilis (banner-tailed kangaroo rat), 3884 nucleotides long. RefSeq names its product myogenesis regulating glycosidase (putative) (gene Myorg). The record is from RefSeq and is a predicted model, not a curated record. Lineage: Eukaryota; Metazoa; Chordata; Mammalia; Rodentia; Heteromyidae. Bases 142 to 2283 code for a protein of 713 amino acids. Gene Ontology annotation, molecular function: hydrolase activity, hydrolyzing O-glycosyl compounds. Gene Ontology annotation, biological process: skeletal muscle fiber development; carbohydrate metabolic process. The transcript is spliced from 2 exons.